Molecule: messenger RNA, 513 nt
Organism: Phialemonium atrogriseum
Lineage: Eukaryota; Fungi; Ascomycota; Sordariomycetes; Cephalothecales; Cephalothecaceae
Product: peptidoglycan-binding LysM domain-protein
Exons: 1
Coding region: 1-513 (170 amino acids)
Source: RefSeq, a predicted model, not a curated record
AUGUCCCGCUUCUCGCAAUACGACACAGACGAAGAGCGCCUCCCAGAGGGCAUGAGGCGAGUCGGCUACGACGCCGACACCCAAGUCCACACCUUCCAAGACGCCGACGGCAGCUACUGGGAGGGCGCCCCGGGAUCCCAGUACGGCCGGCUGACCCGCGUCGGCGACGACGACAACCCCUCCUCCGACAACCAACCGUUCCUCGCAUCCGACCAGCUCCAGCCAAAGGUCUCCUGGCGACACGAGAUGAUGCCGCUGCUCAACUUCGCCCUCCUCAUUGGCCUGACUCUCGUUGUGCUCUUCUGGUUCCUCUACCGGGGCGCGGGGUCUGGCGGGAAGAAGGCCGAGGUUAGAUGCGAGCCGGGUAGUGAGGUGUACACCAUUAAGAGCGGGGAUACGUGCUGGGCCAUCGCCGAGGAUAGGGGCAUCAGCGUCGAGGAUAUACUUGGGUGGAACCCUAAACUUGUCUGUGACGCGCUGGCUGUGGGCUCUAUGAUUUGCCUUCCCGAGUGA